CCCCUCCCCAGGCCGCUGCACAGCAGAGCCAUCGCCAGGCUCAGGCUCGGGCUGCUUCGGAGGUAAGGCUGUCCUCGUCACCGCGGAUCUCCUCUCCUCACCUUCAGCGGCUCUGUCCCGACCGCCAUCACCCGUCCUGCUCUGCAGCCUUUGUCGGUUUUGUGUGCAGCAGUGAAGAGGAGGAGGAGGAGGAGGAGGAGGAGGAGACGGAGGAGAUUGCUGUGCUACCGUUUGGUCCUCAAGGGGAGGAGCCAGUUGUCGAUCCUACGCUGCAAAGAGAAGACGCCGUGCAGAGAGGAUUGCUAACAGCGGAGGGGAGGUCUAUAACGAUGGAGGACAGUCAACCACUUCAGGACUAAUUCACCCUGAGCAAACAGCAGUGGAGGUGGAGGAGGAAGAGGAGGAAAGAAGACUGAAGAGAGACAAAGUAAACCACAUGAUCUUCCCUGGGAAAGGUUCCAAAUUAGUGAUGUUCCCCUCAGGCAGGGAUUACCUCCUCCCCACCGUCUCCCUCUCCAUCUCUCCCACUCUUCCUCCCUCGUACAGCAGAGCAGCCGUCCAACUCCGGGACUCCAAGCCGUGAGAGCUCACUCUGCUCACCCACCCACACACACAGACACACACACGCAUACACACACACACACACACACACACACGCACACACACACACACGCACACACUGUCACACACGCGCAUACACACAAACACUCAUAGCUUUCGCAUCCUGCUCAUGGUCGUUGGCCUGUCCUCCUCGGCGGCUGCUCCUGCUCUAGUCCUAGACCAUGAAGAGGCCCAAGCAGCAGACGGGGCCUCUGAGCUUCCUGAACUUCUUCAGCCGAAAGCCCAAAUCGGAGCCGAGGCCCGAGAGGCCCGUGGAAGCCUGGCCCAAAGAGGAGGUGGCCAUCACUCUGACUCCAAGCGAGCAUCCGGAGCAGCAACACAACCUCACGUCAGAAGAGACUGGAGACUCAAGAGCUUCUGGAGUAGAAAGAGGAGAAGGAGGAGGUCCGCCAGCAGCGGCUGAGGCGGGCGCCGCAGACGGGGCCGCCGCAGAUGGGGCCGCCGCCGCCGCGGGAGAGUGCGCGGGCGGGGCCGGCAGCGGCUCCACUGGCGUCUUGUCCCUCUCCUCCUCCAGCCAAGACCAGCUGCUGGACGAACACCUGGAGGAGUGCCCACUGUGCCUGCUCAGUCAGCCGCGCUGCCACUUCCCGCGGCUCACCUCCUGCUCCCACCGUGCGUGCUCGGACUGCCUCCGCCAGUACCUGCGCAUCGAGAUUUCGGAGAGCCGGGUGGGCAUCGCGUGCCCGCAGUGCCCCGAGACGCUGGCCCCGCUGGAUGUUCGCGCCAUUCUGGAUGACAGGGCACUGCUGGAGAGGUUCGAGGAGUACCAGCUGAGGCGUUUUCUCGCUUCUGAUCCAGACACGCGCUGGUGCCCUGCACCUGACUGCAGCUAUGCAGUGAUAGCUUACGGCUGUGCAGAGUGUCCCAAGCUGAGCUGUGGCCGCGAGGGAUGUGAUACAGAGUUCUGCUACCACUGUCGGCAGCUGUGGCACCCCAACCAGACGUGUGACCAGGCCCGGCGCCAGCGAGCCCGGCACACCUCAGGUGGCAAUGAUCCCUCCACGUUGUACGUCUUCAAUGAAGAAUCUGGAGGAGAUGCAGAGGAGAUCAAAGCGUGUCCUCGCUGCGGUGCCUACAUCAUGAAGACCAACGACGGCAGCUGUAACCGCAUGAACUGCACUGUAUGUGCCUGUCAGUUCUGCUGGCUGUGUAUGCAGGAGAUCACCGACGUGCACUACCUCAGUCCCUCAGGAUGUACAUUCUGGGGGAAGAAGCCAUGGUCUCAAACCCGCAAGGUACUAUGGCAGGUGGGCAUGUUGCUUGGAGCACCUGUGGUCAUCUCCCUUAUAGCGGGCAUCGCCAUCCCAGUCAUCAUAGUGGGCAUACCAAUCUACAUGGGCCGUAAGGUCCAUGGCCGUUGUAAGAAAAACAAUAUCUCAGGAAGUAAGCACUACUUGACUGUGGCGAGUGGGGUGAUGAUGUCUGUGUUUGUGUCGCCGGUCAUAGCGGCUGUCACUGUGGGUGUGGGUGUGCCGUUGAUGCUGACGUAUGUCUAUGGAGUUGUCCCCAUGUCACUCUGUAGGAACGGUUGGUGUCGACCGCAGAGUGAGCCCCCGGAAUCCCACAAAAUCCAACUGGAAGACUUAGCCAGCUAUCUUCUAUUCUCUCAUGUAGUCAGUGAUCACUGGACGGGUCAGAGCAACUCGACGCUCAGCAACACCAGCGUCCAGGAAGUCAGAGUCAGCGUGCAGGAAGUGGGCGUCCUCCCGAGCACGAGUACCACGCCCCCGGAGCUAGAUAGAUAUGUGGGACUGGAAGAAGCCACAAAACGCCAUGGAUACACCCAGCAGGACAGGCAGUCUGACUGCGAGGUGGUUAUUGUGCCUGACAACAAGCUUGAUGACACACAAGCACCUUCUUUGAGGGAAGGAACCAACAUUGAGGUUCGUGUUGAAAUUGAGACCCACCCCAGGGGCGCCCGCCAGUCCAGCCUAAGUAGCAUCCUGUCUAGCCGAAGCUUGUCGGCGGAGUCGCUGGGACAGUCGCAGUCCCAGUCCCAAGACUACCUGUGUGCCUCAGAACUGGAGGAAAGACGAGAUGGAGCAGGAGGAGGAGGAGGAGGAGGAGAAGAAGAGCAGGAGGGGAGAGAGAAACCAGGCGGGGAUGCAGGAGGAUACGAAGGGACAGUUUACCCAGUCUUCGAAGUGGACGGUGUAUGAGGUCCUUCGUUGCAGGUUUUGAACUUGGUUGAAGAUUUAGUCGGGUUUCAUGGAACUACGCGAUUCCAUGCGCUGACGUGCGACUGGACUUACCUGAGAAUCGUUGGCCAAGGCCACCUCCUGCUUCCAAGAUGGGCCCUCCCACCAGAUGCCUUCUAGCUCCACCCUCUAAGGAAGAUGCGGGUUUAGAGAGAGAAAAUUAAAGAGUGUGCGUGAGAGUGUGUGUGAGACAAAUAGCAUGAGAAUGAGACUGUGACGUGACAACUGGAGGGCUAUACGCUGUAAAGCAGACAGGAGAGCAUGUUAGCCGACUAGUUGGGUCUGUUUUUUUUUCUAUGUUAUCCUUUCGGAAAGAAACUACCUUACUCUCCCUCUAUUAUAAAUCUAGUUCAUGAAGUCCUGUCUUCAUCUGGCUGUUAUCUUUUUAGUGACCUCACCUCCCUCUCCCCCUGCCCUUAACAAAUAAUAAAUAAAGAGUGCAUGACUUGUUUUAUGGCAGGCUAAAAAAUCCACUGCCUCGUCAGUGAGUUAAUUUAAAACCUUUCCAAAGCCAUGCUGCAAGACGGGGUGAAUUUUUACUAUCGGAAAGAACAUGUCCAACAUUUUAAGAUGCAGUGUUCACACAUGGAUCGGGCGACUUUAAACGGACAACGCAUGCCGCACUGUUUGAUAAUGUUGGGGAAACGGAAAGCGCUCACACCUGCUAACUGCUGUUCUUUAUUGGAGUCAAAGGUGCUCUGUGGCAUUGUGGCAGCGGUAGUUUUGAAUUGACUAGAGGGCUUAUAAAUAUCAUGGGUUAUCACUUAAUCACAGAUCCACAGUCUUCCAUGGAAGCAGUUGGGCGGCAAUGUCAUUAUUGCAUUGUUUUAAUGCAGCUUUCAGGCUUCAUUGGGUUACUUCCUUUGAAACUGAAGAGAGAGCUAAUUCUUUGGUUUAUUAAAAAAAAUAAAAAUAUAUUGCUCUCUUUGAUCUCUGAUGUAGUACAACAUGGCAGCAGCACUGCGGUCUUAACUUUUUAAAGCAUGAUUCUACUACUCGCUGUGUAUCCAGAGUAAUACGUAAAACACAUGCAGGUUCACACGCUCACGGCACCGCUGCAGUCGAGUGCGCUGCUGAGAGCAUUAAAUAAACUAAAGAUUCUCUCAAAUGAUCACAGAGCACCGAAAUUACAACAGCAGCAUGCCACCGCAGGCUAAACUCUAGUAACUCCUUCUAGAUGAUCUGUGAGACAUACAGUGACUAUACAGUCUAUACAUGCACUGCUUAGCUUCCUGAGUGUGAAAUACUUGUGAGAUGAACUUGACAUGAAAACAUGUGCCAGGUUGUGGGGAGAAAUUAAUAAAGAUUUCACCAUGAAGGAUGAAAACACAACACA
Messenger RNA from Mugil cephalus (flathead mullet), 4155 nucleotides. Its product is annotated as E3 ubiquitin-protein ligase RNF19B. Gene Ontology annotation, biological process: protein polyubiquitination; positive regulation of proteasomal ubiquitin-dependent protein catabolic process; ubiquitin-dependent protein catabolic process. Gene Ontology annotation, cellular component: cytoplasm; ubiquitin ligase complex. The coding region runs from base 783 to 2780 and encodes 665 amino acids. NCBI's taxonomy places the organism in Eukaryota, Metazoa, Chordata, Actinopteri, Mugiliformes, Mugilidae. The transcript is spliced from 10 exons. The record is from RefSeq and is a predicted model, not a curated record. Gene Ontology annotation, molecular function: ubiquitin protein ligase activity; ubiquitin conjugating enzyme binding; zinc ion binding.